Messenger RNA from Notolabrus celidotus (New Zealand spotty), 7953 nucleotides. RefSeq names its product nuclear receptor coactivator 3-like. Bases 261 to 4841 code for a protein of 1526 amino acids. Gene Ontology annotation, molecular function: nuclear receptor binding; protein dimerization activity. Gene Ontology annotation, biological process: cellular response to hormone stimulus; positive regulation of transcription by RNA polymerase II. Gene Ontology annotation, cellular component: nucleus. The record is from RefSeq and is a predicted model, not a curated record. NCBI's taxonomy places the organism in Eukaryota, Metazoa, Chordata, Actinopteri, Labriformes, Labridae. The transcript has 24 exons.
AAACAAACAGUGCCGAAGAUGGCGGAGAGUUAAUGGUGUAAAGAAGAAAUUAUCGAUCCCGCACAGAGAUACGUUCAGAAGCCAAUUACGUCACUCAAGAGACAGCCCAUUAGACGAAACACAAACGCUCGCUCACCAUGCAUCCCAUUAGACUCUAUUGACCGGCUCACACAAGACCGCACCCCCAGAGUGAGAGGGGAGGGGGGGAUCUGAUCGUCCAUCAUCUCGGCGCCGUCACAAGGUGCUGAUAUGUGUUCACGAUGAGCGGACUGGGGGAGAACUCCAUGGAGCCUCUGAGCUCAGAAAACCGGAAGCGUAAGCUCUCCACUUGUGACACGCCUGGUCUGGGGUGUGAGAGGAAGCGACGGGAACAGGAAAGCAAAUACAUAGAAGAGCUGGCUGAGUUGAUCUCCGCCAAUCUCAGCGACAUCGACAGCUUCAACGUCAAACCAGACAAAUGUGCCAUCCUCAAAGAGACGGUGCGCCAGAUCCGCCAGAUCAAAGAGCAGGGAAAAGCUUCAUCCAACGAUGACGACGUCCAGAAGUCAGACGUGUCCUCGACGGGUCAGGGGGUCAUCGACAAGGAUCACCUGGGGCCGCUCCUGCUGCAGGCUCUGGACGGCUUUCUGUUUGUGGUGAACCGGGAAGGCAGCAUCGUGUUUGUGUCGGACAACGUGACGCAGUACCUGCAGUACAAACAGGAGGAGCUCAUCAACACCAGUGUGUACAAUAUACUCCAUGAGGACGACAGGGAGGAGUUCCACAAGAACCUGCCCAAGACCAACAUAAAUGGAGUCUCGUGGGGAAGCGAAGCCGCCCGACAGAAAAGUCACACCUUCACUUGCCGGAUGCUGGUCAAGUUUGGCCAUGCCCAUGGCCCCAUGGAGGAGGGGCCAGGAGGGCCACGCUACGAGACCAUGCAGUGUUUUGCUCUCACUCAGCCCAAGGCCAUGAUUGAGGAGGGUGAAGACCUUCAGUCAUGUAUGAUCUGCGUUGCUCGUCGGGUGACAGCCAUGGAGAGAACGGAGAGUUUCAAUACCCGGCAUGAGCUAUCAGGAAAACUGAUCCAGAUCGACCAGAACUCUCUGCGAGCGUCGAUGCGUCCAGGCUGGGAGGAUUUGUUGAGGCGUUGCAUUCAAAUGUUUCUUCAGCACAGUGACGGGCAGCCCUGGUCACACAAACGCCAUUAUCACGAGGCCUUUCUGCAGGGUCACGCUGAAACACCUUUGUACCGCUUCUCUCUGUCCGACGGCACUCCAGUCACCGCGCAGACCAAGAGCAAACUGUACCGGCACCCCAUGAGCAACGAGCCACAAGGAUUCAUCUCCACUCACCUACUGCAGAGGGAACCCAACGGCUAUCGCUCCGCACAGGGUGGAGGCAUGAUGCAGAAUGCAAUGAGACAACAGGGCAUGGGAGGCCCGAACCCAAAUGCCCAAAUGAACAUGAACAGCGGUGGGGGGAUGGGGAUGGGAGGCAUGGGAGGCAUGAACAGGGGCUUCGGUAUGAACGAGCAAGGCCACAUGGGUCACAUGGGUCCAAUGGGAGGCGGAUCUAUGUACGGAGGAAACAGUGGGGGAGGAAGUGGUGGGAUGGGCAACCGCAUGAUGCAGAUGAAUCAAAUGGGGCAGAUGAGUCAGGUGGGCCAUAUGAAUCAGAUGAAUCAGAUGGGUCCUAUGAAUCACCCGGGCCAAGGCAUGCAGCAGCACCCACAGCAGCCCCCUUUUCAGAGCAGCGGAGGUUUUGGACUGAGUGGCAUGAACAGUCCUACAGGGAGUCCCAGAAUGGGCGGCCCCCAGCAGGGACUCCUAAUGUCACCGCGUAACCGAGGUAGCCCCAAGAUGGGGGCCAACCAGUUUUCACCUGGAGGCAUGCACUCUCCCAUGAGUGGCAUUGUAAGUGGUGGAGGAAGUGGAGGGAGCACCACCAGCUUCUCCAGCAGCUCCCUAAAUGCCCUACAAGCAAUCAGCGAAGGUGUAGGAAGUUCUCUUCACUCAACCUUAACAUCCCCAACGCCAGCUCUUAAACCCGACAGCUCUCCCAGCGUCCACUCCUCCUCUUCCUCUCAGCCCAGUCAGCCAGCCAAACCAGGCCAAGAUGGCUCCAAAAGCCCCGCAGGAAGCUUGGGACCAGGGCCCAGCGACCAUCAUCACCCUAUGCAUCAUCACCACCAUCAUCAACAUCCUCAGGCUGAGAGUUCUGGAGAUCGUCCAGACAGCCAGGCAUCUACAGCAACUAAGGAGUCAGGAGAGGGAGGUAAUGAGGCAGGUGCUGCAAGCUCUGAGCCCCCUCGGAGGGUGCCGGACAGUAAGGGGCAUAAGAAGUUGCUGCAGUUGCUGACUUCCCCGACUGAGGAGCUGGGAAUAGGUGGCAGUGGGCCAACAGGGCCUCCUGGGCCACCCCCACCGCCCGGCAGCAGCACUCCUGCAGGCUCAGAUAACAAGGACCCGGCCGCAGGCAUGACCAGCCCCACAUCUACUGGGGUCUCCUCCUCUUCUUCAGCGAGUGCCAAUCCAAGCCAGGCAGCUGGGCCAGGGGGCGCGUCAACAUCACUUUCGUCAGCCCACUACUCUGGCUCUCUGCAAGAAAAGCACAAGAUCCUUCACAAGCUUCUUCAAAAUGGAAACACCCCAGAUGAAGUGGCUAAGAUCACAGCAGAGGCUACAGGAAAGGCGUCACUGGGCAACCAGGAAGGUGGGGAGGCUGGACCAGGAGUCAGUACAGGGCCUGGGACUACCACAGAGCCCAAACAGGAGCAGCAUAGCCCCAAGAAGGAGAAGACCCAUGCCCUCCUACACUACCUCCUCAACAAGGAUGAUUCCAAAGAGCCGGCGGAUGUCAAGCCUAAGCUAGAAGAAUUAGAAGGAAAGGGUGCCCCGGGGGCUGCUGGCGGCCCUGCACGGGGUGGUCCUGGAUCUGGGACUGGCCCUGCACCUGAACAUCCUGAGAGCAAGAUCAAGUCAGAGCCGCCUGAUGAUUUGCACAAUCUGGAGUCCAUCCUUGGAGAUUUGAGGGGUUCAAACUCUGACUUCUACCCGGAUCAGGCUGGAGGGGGGAACGAAGCAGGAAGCAAACCACAGGGUUGCAUGGAUGACAGCCUGCAGGGAAGUCCAGGAAUGGGUCCUGGUCCUCGGGGGGCCUUCCAGAGGGCCAUGUCCAUGGAUGGGAAGCCUCCAGGUGGGCCUGGAGGACCAGGUAGACGCCCCAUGCUCAUCAAGCAGGAGAACAUGAUGGGCAGUAUGGAUGGCUACCCAGGAAACAUGGGACCAAUGAGCAGAGGCAUGGUUCCCCAGAGGUCUCCCACAGGGAGUUCAGGAGACUGGGGCAUGACCCGCUCUAGUACCAGUCCUGUGGGCUCAGCAGGACACCCCUCCAUGAUGCGCCCAGGCAUGGAGUACAACAACAACAAGGGCAUGAUGUCAGGACCUAUGGUCGGCCGCUCCAACAGCGUACCCGGCACCAGGUCUAUGCUGCAGCAGCAGCUCAUGGAAAUGGGAGGCUCUGCUGACAUGGGCAUGGGUAUGAGCCCAUUCAGCCAGCAAGGCCAGUCCAACCAGUCACCAUCCUGGCCAGAAUCUAUAAUGGGCAUGGAGGGUAACAGACGCCAGUUUGGGAACACCUUAGAUGAUCUACUGGUGCCUCCCACCACCAGUGAGGGACAGAGUGAUGAACGAGCGCUCCUCGACCAGCUGGACUCCCUGCUGAAUAACACAGACGGCAUCGCUCUGGAGGAGAUAGACCGAGCGCUGGGCAUCCCAGACCUCGUCAGCCAGAACCAGGGGUCUGAACAGCAGAUGGAGCCUUUUCCAGGGCAGGACCCAUCCAUGGUUCUGGAUCAGAAGCCAAUCUAUGGGCAGGGCUAUCCUGGACCCCCCUCCAUGCCGAUGCAGUCUGGCUAUGGAGGGAACCCCAUGCAGGGACAGGCCCAGCAAGGAGGGUUCGGGCCCAUGCUCUCUCAGAUGGGCCAAGGUGGCAGUUUCCCAGGCAUGGGUGGGAUGGGUGGCAUGGGACACCCCCGUGCCAACAUGAUGAGACCCAGGAUGAUGACGGCCAACAAGCCCAUGAGGCUUCAGCUGCAACAGAGGCUGCAGGGACAGCAGUUCAUGAACCAAACGCGGCAGGGCAUGGCCAUGAAGAUGGAGAACCCAGGGGGAAACCCUGGCAUGAGGCCCGGCAUGCAGCCUGCAAUGGGAGGACAGGGCUUCCUGAAUGCUCAGAUGAUGGCUCAGCGCAGCAGGGAGAUGGUCAGCAUGCAGAUGAGGAGGCAGCGUAUGAUGAUGCUGAUGCAGCAGCAGCAACAGCAGGCAGCAGCUGCCGCCGCUGCAGCUGCAGGUGGAUUCAGUCCCCCUCCAAACGUCACAGCUCCUGGUGGCAUGGACAACCCCAUGGGAGGGCCAAACAUGGGCCAGCCAGGCCCCCAGCAGUUUGGCUAUGGCGGGAACUAUGGGAUGGGCCAGCAGGGAGACCCCUCGUUUGGCCCCUCAGGAGGCAGUCCUCCGAACGCCAUGAUGGCCAGCCGCCUAGGUCCUCAAAACCCCAUGAUGCAACAGCACCCACAAGGUGGCCCAAUGUACCAGGGUGCAGACAUGAAAGGCUGGUCACAGGGUGGCAUGGGACGCAACAGUUCGUACCCUCAGCAGCAGUUUGGGCAGCAGGGACCUCCGGGGCAGCAGCAGUUUGGGCAGCAGGGGAACCCAGGCCAGUACGGAGGCAUGAUGAUGAACGGGGGCAUGCCGGCCAGCGGAGGAGGAGGUCACAUGGGGCAGAUGGGAGGGCAGAUGGGUAUGAACCCUAUGGUGAUGGGGCGCAUGUCUAUGGGGCCUGAUCAGAAAUACUGCUGAACAAGGUGACAGCAGCAUUUGUUUCACUGUGAUCUCAACCCAGAGAGAGGAUACAGCUGCAGCUCUGGAGUGUGAGGAGAAGGACCAGAUAGUGUGUGUUUGUGUGUGAGUGUAUGUGGGCAUGUGUGUAGUGCUGCACUCUUACCAGAUGGGGGAGUGAGCCUCCUUUUUGACUGGAGGCUGAUGAUGGCAGUCUGGCAACCUGAGGAAAAAAAACAGUCUCAAUCAUUCAUGAAGACACACAACAUUCAUUAGAAUCAGGAACACUGUGACACAGUUACACACGUUGAAGACAAACAUUUACAGCUCUGUGAUUCCUCUGUAGACUGUAGUUUUAAUGUUCCUCUCUUUUUUGUGUGUGUUGUGUGUGCCUCAGUAAACACACACGACACUCGCUGGACCAAACAUGGGCGAAUGUGUUGAGACAUCCUCUCUGUGUUGUCGAAUGUUCCACAGAGCUGUGUUCAGAUUUAAAAACGUCGGGAUUCCUCUCUUUGCUUCUGAACGUCGCCUCUCUGCUGCUCCUGGGACGACCUCUCUGCAUACACGACGUAGAGUAAACCCCGGCUCCAGAUGACAAGCCGCCAGAUUGUGACACUGACAUGAAUGUCAUUCAGCAGUAGCACAUUGUUUCGUCCUCCAGGACAACGCUGAGCUAAAGUAUGACUGAAUUACUCGUUGGCUGAUUGCACUUUAAGGAAAGGCCAACAACAAAAGGAUUGUGGCAAUAUAGAGGCCUUUUACCCAUGAGUUAAUGUAUAGCAGCAGACAUUUACUGUUUAGUUUUGUGUGUUUGUUCUCCAACUUUUCCUCUGUAAUGUUAAUGGGGCUUUUGAUUCGAAAUAGGUAACCUUUAUGAACUUUGUUCUAAAGUGAGAACCAGUAGAAAGGCAGGAAGCACAGAUUUUUUUGAACUGACUCAUAACAAGAGGAAUUAACAUUUUCUAAAGUUCCUCUUGAAACUGAUAGACUUCUAUUAAUGUUCAAAACCACACUUAUAUUUAUACAGUCAUGGUGCACCAGUUUUAAUGUGCCAGAUGUAGCUUUUAAAUCCAACUGUUGCAGAAACGUUAAUUACCAUGCAUCAAUUUACGGUAUUACAAACGUGGACUGUAUAAAACACGGAUGUAGUCUCAGAGACACCACCUGUUGGUUUCUAAAGAGGUGUUGUGAAGCCAAAAGAUGGAGGUCACCUGACCCAGUCUAAGCUUAAAGCAAGCAGAGGUGGACUUGAAGCCUUCACUUUUCUGCCAAGCAAACAGCUACAACACACCCAGCUGUGAGUCGAAUCAGCCACGCCCUUAGUUUUGCCGAACUCUGAUAACUCUUAGCCUUAAUAAAAUCAAAACAUGAGUUAUUGAAGAAGUCAUGGUCCGUACAUUUGGUAUGAAUACAAAACAGGGGUAUUAAAACUAAAACUAUUUUAUGUAGGAGGCUGAAAUGUGUUUGAUUCUGCUGUAAAAAUGGGCAUUUUAAUAUGGGCUUUGACAGGGAUCUCUUAAUUUUUGGAGCCAGCCUCAAGUGGACACUUAAAGAAGUGCAGUUUUUACACCUCACUGUCUGCUUCAUUUUUCAACAUUGGAGUUUGCCACCUGGUUUCUAAGAGUGCAGAAAUGAAAUUAAUUGCCCCUUGAAAAUUUUGCACUAAGCUCUCAUUGUAAGAGGAAAGUGUAUGUUGGAUUUCAGUGUGCAGAUUUCUAGCAAUGACCCUUCCUCCUGGUUUUCCUCUGAGGACAAAGCCCAUUUUCUCAAGGUGACGGCACUGCAGUAUUGGACAUGAUGUCUUGUUUGGAGCUAUUUUUUUCUUUUAUCUGUGAAUAUGAAUUGUAAAUAAGCUUCAAAUGUACUAUAUAUAAAUAUAUAUAUGCUUUUGUAGGUCACAUACUGUUUUUGCACAGAUUGUAAGGCUUGAUAUUUAAAAGUUUCUUAAUCUGUCAUGGGUCAGCUUUUACUUUUGAACAUUUGUUGAAACAGGAAGGGCCUCCUUUACAGUAAAUGUAGAUUUCACAUUCUGUCUCUCAGAAAGCAUUUUUGAGGGUGUGGUCUUAGCUUGAGAGGUGCUAGAGUGUAGUUUUGAUUUGAAUAAAUUAUUUUUUGCUGGACAGAAAAAGAAAACACAAAGUUUGCCUAUACAAAUGAUUUGACACAUGAUUGUGUUAGGCUUCUAGAGGCCCAAACGUCUUACCAGUAAUGUGGUGUUGAGGUUUCUCAACCGAACCUCUUGCUUCCAUGUGUGACUUUAAGUUUCACUUCUGAGAUUUCUGUGCUUUGGAUUUUGCUGAUUUGAUUGUUCAGCCUCAGAACUGAGACUUUGGUCCCACUUUAUAACUAUCUGCCUUUUAGGUUUGUCGCAGAUGUUGAAUCCUGAUAGAAGCUACACAUGAAGUUGUUUGAAUCCCUUAUUUCCUGUUGAUCUCUUGAGAGGGGACUUUUUUUUUACAUUUGAGUUUGCCUUUAUUUUUUGUUCUAUUUCCUGUGAAGCUUUUGUUGAAGAAUAUACUUUUGAACACAUGCUCAAUCCAAAGAUUUUUGUUUGUCAUUCUACAGUGCUUAGAAACAGUUCCUGACGUAGAUCGUGCAAGUACUCAUGUGUGCUUUAACUGUUGCACAUAACCUAUGAUAUUCAUCGAAAUAAAUAUGUUUAAAUGCAUAUAUUAUAUCCCCAUGAUCCGUAUGACAUAGAGUAGACAUGAGUCUGGUUCUGCUGAGGUGGUUUGAGUUUUUCGUUUGUGAUUGUUUUCUUCCUUUCUGUAAAUCUUAUGGCCAGUUGAAUUGUGGUGCUGCAAAUGGUUAUUUCACAAGCGAAUGUUGAGAUUUUUUCUAAGCUGGAAAGGAGGUUUCAUGAUUGAUGUCUUUAUGUCUCAGAAUAGUAGCUUGGAGUAUUUUUAAACCCCAAUCUCGAUGAAGAACAUCAGUUUAAUCCACAAAUAGAAAAAAAAAAGUUUUGCUGUAAAGAAAGAAACUCCUCUCAGUGCACCGUUGGCACUGAAGAAAGACAAAACACUUCUGGUAAUCAGUCAUUAUUAAAGGAUGUACAAUACUAUUGCAUUUUUUCUUACCUUGUUUCUUGAUGUUAAUAUCAAUGUAAAUACAAAUUUAUAUUUAAACAUUA